AUGGCGCUUCAGCCCAUCUUCAAAAAGGCCUACUGGUCGCUGGCAGCUGGCGGUCUGAUUUAUGUGCUCUUUAUUUGCUCGUUGACUUUUCCUCAGGUCCAGCGCUUUGCUCUCUACGCCAACAAGAUCAACCCCAGCUUCUGGGAAGACUUGGACCAUGUCGAGCCAUUUGGAUUCCUGAGAACCCAGGUGCAGCCAUUCAAUUUGGCCACCCCGGAUAAUGAGACGCUCUAUGGCUGGCAUCUGCUGCCAUUGCAUCUCUGCCGGCAGCAUGAGAAGGAGCUGAUGGAGAACCCUCCCUCCGGCCCGGCCGAUGAUUAUACGCAAACUCUUGCUUUUAAGCUCCUGGCCAACGAUCCCAAUGCCCGAGUUGUCGUGAACUUCCACGGUAACGCGGCUCAUCUCGGGUCCGCGCAGCGCCCAGCUGUCUAUAACACCAUGCUCGGUCUUUCGACGCCGCAAAACCCGGUCCAUGUCUUUGCCAUUGACUACCGCGGCUUCGGUGUAUCGACCGGCUUCCCCACUGAGGAGGGUCUAAUCACCGACGGUGUAUCGCUCAUUAACUUCCUCACCGCAGGUCCCUUGAAGAUUCCUCCAUCUCGCAUCAUCAUUAUGGGACAAAGUCUGGGGACAGCCGUUACAGCAGCAGUGGCCGAGCGGUUCGCAUUCGGGUCUUCUGACCCCAAAGCUCUUCAGCCCGCCAUUAAGAACGCCGAGCCCUUCGCCGGCGUGAUUCUUCUGGCAUCUUUCAGCAGUCUUCCCAGUCUCAUCGAAUCCUAUAGUUUCAAGGGAAUCACUCCCCCAAUGCUAUCACCUCUCAUGGGAUAUCCUCGGUUUCAGAGAUGGGUCCUCAGCCACAUCGUCGAUUAUUGGGAUACAGCUGCAAGGGUAGCGCGUCUGACGGGUGUUCAUUCGGCGGGCCCGGAUGCUUCCGGCGUGAAGUACACUGACAAGGAUCUUGAUCUGACAAUCAUCCACGCUCAGAAUGAUGUUGAAAUCCCCUGGUAUGAAGGACGCCUGGUCUGGGUGGCUGCCACAGGAGAGAAUAUCGAAGGUACCCUCGGCGCCUUGACCUAUGAACAGGCCGAGACGGACAGCCCUAGCCAGGUGAAGAUUUGGGAAAACAGCGUCGUUAAGAAAGACGGCACCAAGGCCGUGAAGAAAGUCCGCUGGGAACGGGUUCGAUAUGGAGGUCACAAUAGGGUCGCAACAUUCUCUGUUGCUGGAUUGGCUGCGCUGCGGGCCUUUGAAGAGUGA
Molecule: messenger RNA, 1257 nt
Organism: Penicillium alfredii
Lineage: Eukaryota; Fungi; Ascomycota; Eurotiomycetes; Eurotiales; Aspergillaceae
Product: alpha/beta hydrolase
Exons: 5
Coding region: 1-1257 (418 amino acids)
Source: RefSeq, a predicted model, not a curated record